Elgaria multicarinata webbii is the source of this 3968-nucleotide messenger RNA. It is a transcript of the gene FADD, whose product is annotated as Fas associated via death domain. Gene Ontology annotation, molecular function: protein binding. Lineage: Eukaryota; Metazoa; Chordata; Lepidosauria; Squamata; Anguidae. Gene Ontology annotation, biological process: signal transduction; regulation of apoptotic process. The record is from RefSeq and is a predicted model, not a curated record. Bases 93 to 665 code for a protein of 190 amino acids. The transcript has 3 exons.
GCGGAGUGUCCCAAAGGCAGCAGAGAGACCUCCCUGUUCCUCGCGGUACGGCCUCCUGAGACGGCAAGUUUAAACCAGGAAGUUUUCCAGUAAUGGAUCCACUUUUGGAUCUGCUGAAUUCGUUUUCAAGGGCUCUUACUGCAGACGAACUUUCUGCUCUCAAGUUUCUGUGCCAGGACCGCAUUGGUAAAAAAAAGCUAGAGGCUGUGAAAAGUGGCCACGAGCUCUUUACCUAUCUCCUAGAACAGCAAAUAAUUACACAUAACGAUGUAGAAUUCUUAAGGCAGAUGCUAAGAACCCUGAAAAGAGAAGAUCUACUAACCCAGUUGGAACAGUUUGACGAAGGUGCAACCGGUGAUCCAGUUAAUCAGCUGGAUAUUCAAGAAAAACGUAAGCUGGACAGAGCUUUUGAAAUCAUAUGUGAACAUGUUGGAAGAAACUGGAAAAUGCUGAUGAGAAAACUUGGAAUUUCAGACACCCGAAUUGAUAGAAUCGUAGCUGCCAAUCCACUUAACUUGCAAGAACAAUUGAUGCAAUCACUUCUGGAAUGGCGUAGAUUAAAAGGGAAAGAAGCAAAGGUUUGCGACGUAAUAAAAACCCUCAAGGACUGCCGUAUGAAUCUAGUGGCGGAAUAUGUCGAAGAAGGUUUGCAAUCAGAAGUCUGAAACUCAGUAAUGUCAGUGAAACCCCUCCACUGAUGAGACAUUCAAUUAAACAUUUCCAUGAAAAGAGUCUGUUUAGUUGUCACAGAAAACCUGGGACUGCAAUAUACAACCAACCUAUACUAUUGCCUUUGCACAUUUGCUUGCUUUUAAGGCUGCUUCAGUGAUUUUCAAUUCUGUCCUUUGCCAUGAGAUUGAUUUACAGGGCAAUUUUAAAGUCUUGGCAAGCCAGGAACGAGCUUACACCAGCUAAACAUCAGGAUGACUUUGAGCUUUAUCACACCAGCAUUAUACUGUGCAAUCACUGCAAAUUGCGUGCAAAGGACUCCGAAGUUUUCCAGUUUAUAAUCUGCUUUUAUUGUGAAGUACUCCCAUGCAUCCUGUUUUAAUUGCACUUCUUAACCAAAAGAAGUGCAAUAUUUUGCUACUAGUUUUCGAGCAUAUAAUUUGUUGUUUUCCGAGUGGCCACUGGGGCACAGGAGCAGGAUUUGAAGAAAAAUUAAGCUUUAAAGAUAAAGACAUCAAAAUUGGCACAGUAAUAGAUAUUAAGGCGAGCUUUAAGCAUACCAAAUUUGAAUCAGAUUGGGUCAUCCAUUGAUUUUUAUGAUUUUUUUACAUUCCCCCCCCCCCCUUUAAACCCAUUUCCUGGUAUGCAAAGGAUCUAGCCGCCCGGUAGCAACAAUAACGGCGACAGCUUAGCGCUGUAGGGGAUAAUUCGAGGGAAACAGGUACGUGGGAUGAAGCUCUUUGUCAGGACCUGAUGAACUCCUAGCCCAAGCACUCCAGAAUACACACACACACACAGAGAAUAGCAAACCUGACAGACAUCACCCACCCACCCCCGCAGGCAUGUUAACACCCAGCAAUUAUGGAACAGUAUGCCAACAAAACCCUCCCUCACAUGGGUCAGGCAUGUAUGGAGCUCAUUUACAUAUGGCAACAGGAAGACAUCCACAUGAUAUCACCCUGCCCCACCGUACACAGCCUGCUGGACAGAGACUCUACAUUCCCUGUGCUGCAUGAGCCACUGAGCAGCCAUAGGAAUCCCUUUACACAGGUUCAUCUCCCCUUAUGCCACCCACAUACAGACUGCUAGUAAGCAUCCUUGUAACUGCAUAGCUUAAAGACGUACGGCAGACCACCCAAGUAGUUCCUUUAUUUCCUUUGAGAGAUUGCAAAGGUAAGACCCAUGACAGGCAACAAGGGAAGCCACAACUGCAUUCUCAGAUCAACCUCUUGGCAUGAAGCACCCCAAUUGGUAUAACAGGAGCCGCAAUAUCAAGCCAGACCAUGUAGAAUGGUAGGUCUCAGGUCCCCUGUUGUAUGCCUGGCCGGCAACAGUCCUGUCAAAAGGUGAAGGAGAAGGAACAGACAGGACUAGAACCUAUAUUGCACAUAAGAGGGCCACUGUGAACUUGGAUAUAGGUCAUUAAUCAUCCCUCACCCAUAAUACACCAGCACCACAUAGGCUAUGUAUGUAACUGGGAACCUUCUUAUGUCAAAGGUAGCCAGAUGCAUGGUAUUGACAUACCAAUUCAUAUUUGCUGCCACCAUCAAGCCAACCAGACACUUGAGACAAAGAUUGAGCCCAUUAUGGUUCUCCUGGCCUCCACUACUUUACUGGGGUUGGCCAGGCAUUCAUGCAACUGUGCCCAUUUCAGUAAUACUGCUUCUCUGGCAGUGAAAUCCCAUAGGUUCAAAAAGGUUGAGGACCCCUGGCUUGGCUUAUAUGCCUUUAAAAGGCGGCAAUUCAACAAGCGGGGCUUUUACUUUUGUGGCAUAUGUUUGCUGGGAAAAGCACCUGCUGAAUUUCGCCUUUGACACAUGUCUGUUAAAAGCAUAAGAAAUGCUAUUCUGGACCAGACCAAGGGUCCAUCUAGUACAGCACUCUGUUCACACAGUGGCCAACCAGCCAUCGGCCAGGGACCAACAAACCAGGACAUGGUACAACAGCACCCUCCCACCCAUGUUCACCAGCAACGUGCACACAGGCUUACUGCCUCAAAUUCUGGAGAUAGCACACAACCAUCAGGGCUAGUAGCCAUUGAUAGCCGUUGCCUCCAGGAAACUUGGCCACUUCACUGCUCAUUCCUAAUUGCAGAUCAUUUAUGAACAAAUUGAAAAGAAUUGGUCCCAAUACUGACCCCUGUGGGGACGCACUAUAUACUUCCCUCUAUCGGGAGAAUUGACUGUUUAUUCCUACUCUGUUUUCUGUUCUCUAACCAACUACUGAUCCAUAAGAGGACCUUGCCUCUUAUUCCAUGACUGCUAAAUUUGUUCAGGAGUCUUUGGUGGGAGACUUGUCAAAAACCUUUUGGAAGUCCAAGUAAAUGUCCACUGGUUCACCCCUGUCUACAUGUUUGUUGGCACUUAAAGAAUUCUAGUAGAUUAGUGAGACAGGACUUGCCUUUGCGGAAGCCAUGUUGAUUCUUCUUCAGCAGGACAUGCCCUUCUAUGUGCUUACAAAUUUUGUCUUUAAUAAUGCUUCCAACCAAUUUACCUGGAACAGAUGUCAAGCUAACCAGCCUGUAAUUUCCCAGAUCCCACCCUGGAUUGUAGCUGAAAAGAGUUUGAAAUCUUAAUAGUGAGGCAGGAAAGGACUUUGAAAAAUAAUCAAGGCCAAACUUCGAUCUUCACCAGAAUAAAGAAUCUCUCACAGACGCCUAUUUUAGAAACUACCGAUAACACGUCUCCAUAGCAUUUGCUAACUAUUUGUUGCCACUGUGUAUAGCAGUGGUCUUCAACUGGUGGGUCGCAACCCAGUGGGUCUUGAGAUCAAUCCAGAUGGGUCGCAGCAAAGCUGUUGCUGCCAUGUUGGGCAAUUGUGAAAUUGGGUCCCGUGUUGCAGGUGGGAAGUCCGAGGUGGGUCUCUGGUCUGGACCACUUGAAGACCACUGGUCUAUAGCUCUCAUAGUUAAAACGAUGGCUUCCUGUGUUAUACUCUGUAAGCUGUAUUAUGGUCUGUAUAAACUGUGAAGUAUUUUUCCCCCUUUAGUCUGCUUAGAGCAGCAUUUAUAUAAUUGGAGGCAAUUAACAUACCUGAACUCUUCCCUCAUGCUGCUCCCUCCUUUUCUCAAGGUUUUGUUCUCAAAGCAACGUUUUUGUUGUUAAUGGAGAACACAGGAAUCAAAUCCUUACAAGCAUCCUUUCUUGUUUCAUUGUUACAAAAGAUAAUGGCAAAGAUCACAGUUGUAUGAAAUUCCCCAGAAAAUACCAAUCUCUUCUACAUUCCCUAAGUAUUACAUUUUCUGCAUUACAUUUUCUACAUUAUUUUUCUCAAUAUUAAAAUACCUUAAAAUAUUAAAA